AAGGGAAGAAAAAGAUCGGAUUACAAGAUGGCGGUCUGUGGACGAUAGUGAAGAGGCCGUCGUAGUUGUUUUCAACGGUGAAUUUUACAGUUCGAUAGAUAUCCUGCUUUCUGCGGUUAAAAAAAAAAUCAACCGCGUAAUAUGUUCAUUAAUUAGCACAUUAUUGUAAAUCAUACUCAGAUGUAUGUCUGGGACAUGCGGGUAGAAACACGUUUGAAGCUCGGGGAUAAGAACAUAGCUAGGCAACUAUUUUAAAGAUAGUUCACCCUAACGUUAGUGUUGGCUUGCUAACGCGUUAGUUUUUCCUCAAGGUAACUAUGUCGGAUACUCGGCGGCGUGUGAAAGUAUACACGCUGAAUGAAGACCGACAGUGGGACGACAGGGGCACAGGACAUGUCUCAUCUACCUUUGUCGAACGACUGAAGGGAAUAUCAUUAUUAGUUCGGGCCGAAUCCGACGGCUCACUUCUUCUGGAGUCUAAAAUCAGCCCAAAUACUGCAUAUCAAAAACAACAAGAUACCCUGAUUGUGUGGUCUGAAGCAGAGAACUAUGAUCUGGCUCUGAGUUUUCAGGAAAAAGCUGGCUGUGAUGAAAUCUGGGAAAAGAUUUGUCAGGUGCAGGGGAAAGACCCUGCGCUGGAGAUCACCCAGGACCCAAUCGAUGAGUCUGAGGAGGAGCGCUUCGAGGAGAUGCCAGAGACCAGCCACCUGGUGGAGCUGCCUCCCUGCGAGCUGGCCCGGCUGGAGGAGAUCGCUGACCUUGUGACUUCUGUUCUGUCCUCGCCCAUCCGCCGGGAGAAACUGGCCCUGGCCCUUAUGAGCGAAGGUUACAUGAAGAAGCUGCUGCAGCUCUUCCAGGUGUGUGAAGACCUGGACAACCGGGAGGGCCUACAUCAUCUGUAUGAGAUUGUGCGCGGCGUGCUCUUUCUCAACAAGGCGGCUCUAUUUGAGGUCAUGUUCUCAGACGACUGCAUCAUGGACGUGGUGGGCUGCCUGGAGUACGACCCGGCGCUGGUGCAGCCCAAAAGGCACCGUGAGUUCCUCACCAAGACGGCCAAGUUCAAGGAGGUGAUCCCCAUCACGGACUCAGAGCUGCGGCAGAAGAUCCACCAGACGUACCGUGUGCAGUAUAUCCAGGACAUCAUCCUUCCCACUCCUUCCGUCUUCGAGGAGAACUUCCUUUCCACCCUCACAUCCUUCAUUUUCUUCAACAAGGUGGAGAUAGUCAGCAUGCUGCAGGAGGAUGAGAAGUUCCUCACUGAAGUCUUUGCACAGCUAACGGAUGAAGCCACAGAGGAUGGUAAAAGGAGGGAACUAGUGAACUUCUUCAAAGAAUUUUGUGCUUUUUCACAAACCUUGCAACCACAAAAUAGAGAUGCUUUCUUCAAGACUCUGGCGAAUCUAGGCAUUCUUCCUGCUCUUGAAAUAGUCAUGGGGAUGGACGACCUGCAAGUGAGGGCUGCAGCCACAGACAUAUUCUCAUACCUGGUGGAGUUCAGCCCCUCCAUGGUCCGAGAGUUUGUUAUGCAGGAGCCACAGCAGACUGAUGAUGAUGUGCUGCUGAUCAAUGUGGUGAUAAAGCAGAUGAUCUGUGACUCGGACCCUGAGCUGGGGGGUGCUGUGCAGCUGAUGGGGCUCCUACGCACACUGAUUGACCCAGAGAACAUGCUGACACCCACCAAUAAAACGGAGAAGACCGAGUUCCUCAGCUUCUUCUACAAGUACUGCAUGCAGGUCCUAACAGCCCCUCUAUUGGCCAACACUGUAGACGAGAAGAAGUCUAAAGCUCUGCAAGAGGGGUCCACCAAGAUCAACCCAGUGUGUCCUGAUAAUUUCCAGACAGCUCAACUCCUGGCUUUGAUUCUGGAGCUGCUGACAUUCUGUGUUGAGCACCACACGUACCACAUAAAGACAUACAUCAUGAACAAGGACCUGCUACGACGAAUCCUGGUGCUAAUGAACUCUAAACACACCUUCCUGGCGCUGUGUGCUCUACGCUUCAUGAGGAGGAUAAUCGGGCAGAAAGAUGAGUACUACAACCGCUAUAUUAUCAAAGGGAACCUGUUUGAGCCAGUCAUCAACACUCUGCUGGACAAUGGAACUAGAUACAACCUCCUAAACUCGGCCAUCAUCGAACUCUUUGAGUUCAUCAAAGUAGAGGAUGUCAAGUCCCUGAUAGCACACAUCAUAGACAACUACUACAAAGCACUUGAAUCCAUUGAAUACGUUCAGACGUUCAAGGGCCUGAAGGGCAGAUAUGAGCAGGAGAAGGACCGACAGACCCUGAGGCUCAACAGAUAUCGUAGGGAUGCCCGAACGCUGGACGAGGAUGAGGAAAUGUGGUUCCAUGAAGAUGAGGAUGAUGACGAAGGAGAGGCUGUUGAGAAAAGCAGGCCAGAAGAAGAGUUCCCGGAGAGCUACGGAAAGUAUAUGGAAGCAAAAAAAGUUAAAGAGAGUGACGACAAAGAGAACUUCCCAAAGCAGACCCCAACUGGCAGCUUUAAGUUUACCUUCUCUCAUUCUGCAGGGGCUGCCAACGGUGCCAACGGCAAGCCAGCUGCCUCGCACGCCGCCGCAGCCAGUCCCAACGGCUCCCCAGCAAAGUCGGACGCGCCACCCGGCACCCUGGUAGUCAAGGUGAGCUUUCCCUGUCAACUGCCAUUCUAAUUGCCAAGACUGCGAUGGUCGGCCUUGUAGACUAUCCUGACGACGAAGACGAGGAGGAAGAAGACGAAGAGCAGUCGCCACGGAAACGUCCCCGUCUGGGCUCCUAAGCCAGUGAAGUCGUCUGGUCUUGGUCAGCUGUGCCACAGUCACAGUCCACUGGACAGAGACCACUCCCACCUUCCUACCCUGCCCCCCUGCUCCUACGUCCCCAUAUCUGGCCUGUGGACCAGAGAGGUUGAACAGUGCCACGGUUUCCCUGUUGGUCCGGCAGGGACGCAGCACUUCACCCAAACCUCAGCCGCUCUACAGAAGGGGGAGCAGGUGCUAAUGGGAGAGCCAGUCAGGCUAGCAGGACUAGCCGCUUAGUAAUGGAAGCUUGAUUGGCUGACCCUACAGAACUGUUCCUUUGGGUUGGGUGGAGGGAACUAGGCAAAAAGAGGGGGUAAGUAACAACAAAAAACGAACCUACAGAAAACAAAACUUUCUUAGUUCUGAGGAGCAGGACUCAACCGUCGAAGCUGGGGCUGCAUUGCCGAGGCUCACACAUAACUAGCCAGGAAUCCUGUAUUAAUGAGUUUUAAAAGUACUGUACAGUUUUUUUUUUUUUUCAUAUGCCCCUUAAGUGAUUUUAAGGGGAGAGCUAUACCUGCCAGUGUAUUUUAUUUUUUUUGCUGCACAAAUGGUGGGACCACUGUUCACCCUUAAUUACAUUCAUUGUAGAAAGCAAGAGUUGCAAUGCUGGUAUUAAAUUGCAGUAAAGUCAUUUUUGCAGCCCACUGAGAAUGUCUGAAGUUUGUGUAUUCAGUGGCUGUGACUCCCUUUCAACGGAGGUACCAGAUGUGUUUGUUCAGAGAAGUCUGUUUUCCAGCAGGUAUGUAUAUCUUGUUUUAAAAGAACACAAACCCUUCUCAGUGGUACAUACUACCGGUGAUCCAGUUCAGUACUCCUGAUGGGUUGAGUUGAUAGCACACUUCCUUUGGGUCAGAACAUAUUUCAAUUCUAAAUUGCAGCAGUGGUGGCUAGACCAGCUACUGCCAUUUAUAUAGACCAGGGAUGCCCCCUCACCCCCAUGUUUGUUGUUGUUGAACAGUGUGGGUCUCAAUUUACUUUUGGGUUAGAAUAGUAGAAUACACUAGGUGCAAUUUUGUUGCAUCAGUAGUUUCUCUUCUGACAGUCACUCAAUUAGCAAAUUAGUCUAGGCCAUCUAUCUAAACUUGUGGUCAUGGUUGAAUUACCUACCGGGUGCCCCCAUUAAUAUAUCUGAUGAUCAACUGCAAACGCAUCCACCCUUUUACAAAAUGUGUAGAAUAGCAUGAAAUUAAAACUUCAUUCUCUGUCAAGAUGGGGGCUGCUAAAUUGUUUUGCUCGUAAGGUGGGUGGGGGGGGGUGCAACAAUUUUGCUUCGGCACCCAAAGGGCUAGGGCCUACUCUGACUGCAUCUGUGGGUAUGGAUGUGUGUAAGCAGAUCUGUGAGCCGUUGCGGCCCCUACCCCCAUCUAUUGCCUAUCCCUGAUAGACAUUCCUAUUGACAGAUAUAGUUUGAGAUGUCAGGAAGAGGUGGAAAGCAUUUGUCGGAGUACGUACAGCAGCUGUGAAUGCCCAAAUGUAACCAUUUCAAAUGUCUGUUUGUUUUCUCCCUGAAAAAUGUGUACAAAGUGCAUUUACUACCACUAUCUCCAUUCUAAAGUUUUGUAUACAGUUGAUACGUUUUCAGAUUAAAUGUGACCCUGGCAUUAAA
Molecule: messenger RNA, 4404 nt
Organism: Salmo salar (Atlantic salmon)
Lineage: Eukaryota; Metazoa; Chordata; Actinopteri; Salmoniformes; Salmonidae
Gene: ppp4r3b
Product: protein phosphatase 4, regulatory subunit 3B
Biological process (GO): DNA damage response; protein dephosphorylation
Cellular component (GO): nucleoplasm; protein phosphatase 4 complex
Molecular function (GO): protein phosphatase activator activity
Source: RefSeq, a predicted model, not a curated record